UGUGUCAAUCCUGAUCUUCAACACUUCUCGGCAGUGCUUUGUUGUGGUGAAGCAGUUCCGCCCAGCCGUUUACAUGUGUGAAGUAGAAAAGCGUCACCCUCAAGUCUUUAAGAAUCAGGACAAGGAGAGCUUUUCUCAUCUGGAGGAUCCCUUACCCGCGGUGGUAGGAGUGACCUAUGAACUCUGUGCUGGCAUUGUAGAUAAACCAGACCUUUCUUUAGAAGAAAUUGCAUGUGGGGAAGUCUUAGAAGAGUGCGGCUAUCGUGUUGCCGUUACUGACCUAAGAAGGAUCACUUCCUACAGGUAA
Messenger RNA from Mesitornis unicolor (brown roatelo), 307 nucleotides. It is a transcript of the gene NUDT14, whose product is annotated as nudix (nucleoside diphosphate linked moiety X)-type motif 14. Gene Ontology annotation, molecular function: UDP-sugar diphosphatase activity. The annotation marks the transcript as partial. Gene Ontology annotation, biological process: ribose phosphate metabolic process; nucleoside phosphate metabolic process. The record is from RefSeq and is a predicted model, not a curated record. NCBI's taxonomy places the organism in Eukaryota, Metazoa, Chordata, Aves, Mesitornithiformes, Mesitornithidae. The transcript has 2 exons.